Messenger RNA from Folsomia candida, 1473 nucleotides. Its product is annotated as rRNA N6-adenosine-methyltransferase ZCCHC4. The coding region runs from base 166 to 1452 and encodes 428 amino acids. Gene Ontology annotation, molecular function: rRNA (adenine-N6-)-methyltransferase activity. The transcript has 6 exons. Gene Ontology annotation, cellular component: nucleolus; cytoplasm. Lineage: Eukaryota; Metazoa; Arthropoda; Collembola; Entomobryomorpha; Isotomidae. Gene Ontology annotation, biological process: rRNA methylation. The record is from RefSeq and is a predicted model, not a curated record.
AUUUUGAUUGCUUGCUAGUCAGUCAUAUUUAAUUAAAAUUAAUAGCCAGAUCUAAUUUUUAGUUAGAAUACUUUUUAAAUCUGAACUAUUUCAAAGGUAGGAAUCAGAUUAAAUUAAAAUCACUGAACGAAUAGCGUUAACCGAUUGUAUUGUGCUGUAUUUAUAAUGAAACCGAAAUUUAAAAAAGAAUUCGUCAAUCCAAACCCGCAAGAAUUUUAUAAAACUGUUGCGGUCAUCAGGGAUCUUAAGCUAAAUCCAAGCUGUGAACAUGGCCCAACAAUCCUGUUCGAACGGAAUGGUUCCAGAUUUUUCUCUUGCUCUGCUUAUCGGUGUCGAAAACUGUGCCCCUUUUACCUCUCGGAGGAGGAAUGGAUCCCACCGGAAGAGGCUUUAUUAGCAUCACCUAAUAGCAAGAAGAGGAAAAUGAUGCCAAACGAUGACGACAAUGUUAAAAGGAACAAUGAUUCAAAUAAGAACAUGCCCUCACUUCCUCCACCAACUCAGCGCGAUAUGGGAGAGGCACAAUAUCACUUUACUGAACAGACUGUUAAUUUCUUCAUCAAAUUGUUCCAAGAUGUUGGGAUUUCUAACAUCAUUUGUAUCGGAACUCCAAGUUUACAUCAUUUUUUUAAGCGGCAUCCUUCUCUAAAGAUUGACUCAUUCUUGUUGGACAUUGAUGAACGGCUGAUACAACAGUUUCCUGCCACGGAAUGCGCUUAUUACAAUAUGUGUAAUCACCAUUUUUUCGAUGACGGUCGUAAUGGAAGAGAAAAUUACGACAAGUUUUUGCAAAAUUCAGAAUCACUAGCAAUUGUGACUGACCCUCCGUUUGGAGCUAAAGUCGAACUGAUAUGGAAUGGAGCUUUAAGUAGCGUACAAAAAGACUUUCGCCAGUACCACUCACAAAGUUCUAAUAGAUGUGAAGUCCUCUGGAUUUUUCCAUACUUCAUGGAAGGACACAUUCUGAACAAAUGCCCAGACUCUAAUUUAAAAAUGAGCGAUUAUAAAGUGCUGUACAAGAAUCAUCCUAAAUUUAAAGAAAAAGCAGAAGGAUCUGGAAACGGAAAGUCUUCCCCUGUUCGCAUAUUUACAACGAUCCCGUUAUCUUUAAUGAAGUUGCCACCCGACCUUUACCGGUACUGUGAUAUUUGUCAGAAAUGGGUCGAACGAAGAAAUUUGCAUUGUGACCUUUGCAAAACAUGCCCAACAAAGGACGGAGGUGAGACAUACAUUCACUGUCUGUCUUGUAAAAGAUGCGUCAAAUCAACCUGGUCGCACUGUGAAUCACCAUGUGGAACAUGUCACCUGAUAAAUGCACAAUGUCCAACGUCCAACUCGUCCACUAUAAACAGAAUUAAUAAGAAGAUAAAUGAUAAUUCUAGUAUGGUUAUUAAGCCUAUGGCAUCUGUUGGAUCCAAGUUUAAGAAAUCAAAGAAGAAGGCUCUUAAAUAAAUGAACAUGAUUAUCUACCUA